Molecule: messenger RNA, 4747 nt
Organism: Oncorhynchus masou masou (cherry salmon)
Lineage: Eukaryota; Metazoa; Chordata; Actinopteri; Salmoniformes; Salmonidae
Product: homeobox protein PKNOX1-like
Exons: 10
Coding region: 1663-2979 (438 amino acids)
Biological process (GO): regulation of transcription by RNA polymerase II; angiogenesis
Molecular function (GO): RNA polymerase II cis-regulatory region sequence-specific DNA binding
Source: RefSeq, a predicted model, not a curated record
ACUCAAAAUCUUCUUUUUUCCGUUCCCUAUCAAUCAAACCAAUCUGGGCCGCACAGAAUAAUGCCUAGAGCAAAAGCUCGGGAGGUGGGGAGGCCAGUGGAGUUCAUGGAGCGUUGAAUAGAUGGCCGGAGCCAAGGAAGAUGGAAAUUACUCGAGGAAAAAAAAAAUGUCGGCAUUUUAGGGAGAGGAGGGGGGUGGGAAAGAAGGAUUCUGAAAAAGCAAGGGCGACAGCUAGAAGCAAGGCCCCAGCCAGUGUACCCUCUUCCAGUUGAAUCGCGAGUGGCACAGGGGAGGGAUAGGCAGCUGUCCCUUGCUUGAUUGAUUGAUGUGGGCAAGAUUUUUCGAACUAAAAUUAGAAACUAAUAUUUAUAAAUACAUUUACGAAUAGCAAUAAUAUUUUAAUACAAUGUCAAUGCAUAUGGGAUGAAAUACGCACUUUAUAUGCACUUUAAUCCAGCAGCAUUUUAUGUCAUGUUACUGUAUUUUCGCGCAGCUACCUGUGAAAGCCGCAGCUGAUCCGUCUCAGACACCGCUGUAAAUAUGGCGCUUCUGCUUAACUUCACCAUUGCAAACUAACGUUUUAAAACAAGGACUCUUCACUUGGUGUUGCGGCCAUGAAGAGAGUUAAUGCACAUUACAUUUAGUACACAUUUGAGGCUGUUAUCGCCUAAUUUAGUGGGCAAAGGGAACAAUUUGCAAUUUAUUAGCUAGUAAGCUAACUAGCUAGAUAGUUGCUUUCGUAAAUAAACCAGCUAACGUUAGCUAUUUUGUUUAGCGACCUUGUCUUGAACAAGUAAACAUUCGCAAUAAAUGUAGUUUAAAGUUCUCUGAAAAUGAAUUUUUACUUCACUGAAUUGUCUCACUCCGACAGCUUUUCCUUCAUAUGAUUGAAAGCUAAUCCAAUAAUUGCUUGCUAUUGCAAAACCAUCAAGAAACUCUACUAGUUGGCUUUGUUGCUGCGAGAAAUGGCAGCAGUCGGGGUUUAACAUGGUGGGUGUGUGCCAUCAGUUAGGACCGUGGACAAUAACCUGGUUUCACGAUAAGACAUGUAUGAUUCGCACCAUUGUCGUAUCCUUGCACACGAACGUAAGUCAAAGACGUGCACAAAGCUGUACAUUUCGAAUGCAAGCGUAUAAACUACAUAACAUUUUGUUCCUCCCUUAUAGCCUUUGUUUCCUAAGCCUUGUAUAUGUAAAUAUACAUGCAUGUUUCAUUAUCGUUUUGACAAAUAUCUUACAGUCAUAGGUAGCUGCAUUAUCGUGUAUGUUAUUGCACUACAGGGAGUAGAUCAUCUCUGUCAGAGCAAUCCAGCAUUACCAUGUUCUAUUCAUAAACAUGGAAAUUAAUCAAGUGUAAAAGUAGAAUGUAAUCGUGUUUAGGCCAUUAAUAACAUUCUUUAUUUCUAAUGUUUAGACUACAAUAAGGGUCAAAUAUUUAUAGCACUUGGUCUUUCAAAGAGGGAAAAAUAAUUCAAUAGAUUUUCACUGUAGUUUUGCAAUUUACCUCAACCCUUCUCCAUAGUGCACUAUUAGUCCAAUAAUGUUUACCAAAUACAAAUGUCAGUUUUUGUAACUUGUCCUGUUUUCAAAUAAUCUCCAUUUAUCAUGAAGAGUAAUUUAUACUAUAAUAGCCUUUUUUUAAUUCUCAACAGUGUGUGGACCUAUGUGUUUUUCUAGGUCUGCCAACAUGAUGGCUGCCCAGUCGGAUUCCAUAGACAAGUACCUGGAGGGAGAGCAGCAGAUGCUGGGGGCGGAGCAGGCGGACGGUGACGAGGGUUUGGAUGAAGCCUCCAGUCCAACCCCCACUGAGCCCCAGACCCCCAUGGAUGUAGAUAAGGCUUCCAUAUACCGGCAUCCCUUGUUCCCUCUCCUGGCCCUGCUCUUUGAGAAAUGUGAGCAGUCUACACAGGGCUCAGACUGUGUCACGUCAGCCAGCUUCGACGUGGACAUUGAGAACUUUGUCCGAAGCCAGGAGAAAGAGGGCAAAGCCUUCUUCAGUGAGGACCCUGAUCUCGACAAUCUGAUGGUGAAGGCCAUCCAGGUGCUGCGGAUCCACCUGCUGGAGCUGGAGAAGGUCAGCGACCUGUGUAAGGACUUCUGCAGCCGCUACAUCUCCUGCCUCAAGACCAAGAUGAACAGCGAGACGCUGCUGAGUGGAGAACCUGGCAGCCCCUACUCAUCUGGACAGGGUUUCUCCCCCACCAAGAUCCAGACGUCCAGCUGUUUCACAGGAACCCUCAGUCCCCAGGGGAUUGUGGUGCCAGCAUCGGCCCUGCAGCAAGGCAACGUCACCGUGACAACAGUCAACCCCACACAGGUUAUAGCAGGUGGCGCAGUCUACCAACCAGUUACAGUAGUCAACUCACAGGGCCAGGUGGUGUCACAGACCCUCUCGCCCCAGACCAUACGCAUCCAGAACACACAGCUCCAGCUGCAGCUCAACCAGGACCUGAGUUUCUUCAACCACGACGAAAGCUCACCCAAGAACAAGCGUGGCGUUCUUCCCAAACAAGCCACCAACGUCAUGCGCUCCUGGCUCUUCCAGCACAUCGGGCACCCCUACCCCACGGAGGAUGAGAAGAAGCAGAUUGCUACCCAAACUAACCUGAGCCUCCUCCAAGUCAACAACUGGUUCAUAAACGCGCGGAGGCGAAUCCUGCAGCCCAUGCUGGACGCCAGCUCUUCGGAGACACCCAAAACCAAGAAGAAACCUCCACCGAACAGGCCGCUACAGCGCUUCUGGCCUGACUCCAUCGCCACGGGGAUGACCCAACAACCGGUCCAGAUGCCAGAUGGAACCACGGUGAUGAUGAGUGUGGAGGGUCUCCGGAGCCUGACAUCAGACGGCGCCACGCUGGCCGUGCAGCAGGUGAUGAUGGGCGGGCACAGCGAGGACGAAUCAGGAGACAGCGGGGACGAGGACGACGAUGAUGACGACAUGGCUGGGCUGGGCCUGGACAACAGCGACUCCUUGCAGUAGGACACAGAUGUACUGUACACACACACACACACACACGAAGACAUACACACUUAAAAACAAACUUUAAUAUGUGUGUGUGUGUGUGUGUGUGUGUGUGUGGUGGUUAAGACCAUCAACUGACUCAUUAUGUAGGUAGGCUGAUAAUGAAUAAGGCGGGCUGAUAAUGAAUUGCAACACACACUUAGAACCAAAUCAGAGCCAUUUUUGAUGCUCUGCUAAAAAUAGGAUGGCUCAGAUUAUGUAUGUACUGUAGAUAGACUGGUAUUGCGUCGCAAGUACACAAUGUAAGUAUACGCUCUCUCGAUCGGUUUACACCGAGUACAACCACUGGACAUACGGGAUCACUCCUGAUGUCCCUUUAAUGAAUGGAGUGUCUUGUGUGUGAGGAGUUCGAUUUCAGAAAGCGUUUUUACUAUGCCGUCUGCUUGUGUAGGCCAGUGUUUUUCUGUAUAAUAUCAUUGUAUGUUCCAAAAGACAGAGAACGGAAGCAGCAACAACCACAAAAAAAUCAUCAAGUGUUAAAAAACACACUCUGAAGCUCCGUUACUAAAUGUUGAAUGAUUUCUUAUUUUUUUUAUUUAAUCUCUUGUUGGAUGCCAACACUUUCAAGUUGUAUCUGUAAUGGGUUUUGUUCACUUUGCAUGCCUGUGUUUGACUACAUGUGCCCACUCUGAUUAGGACUGGCUUACAGGCAGAGCCCAUGGUGUACAGGAAGACCCUAUAGGUCCAGAAAUGCCCGUUAGGAAAAUUUAAAGUAAAGAGGCUUAUUUUUAUAUACAAACAUGAGACGUAUGUUUUUUGUGUUGGUGUUCUCUUGUUUUGUUUUGUUUGUCUUGUUUUGUUCGGAAUGUUUAUGUGCAAAGGUUUUGUUAUUGAUAUUCGCGGCCCUGUUUUCCAGGGUCCAAUUAAGUUUUCUAAAUAUUGAUGACAAACGAGAAGAAAAAAAAUUGAUUAUGUCAAAUGGUUUUUAACACGAUCCGAAAAAGGCCUUAUUUACAGUUAACUGCCAAAAUAAUGGAAACACUUUAGUAAAUGAGUGAUACAAAGUAUAUUUAAACCAGGGGGUUCUACACAGGGUGUGGUUCGGGAGUUUAAUUAACACAUUAACAUCCCAUCUUGCUUAGGGUCAGGUAUUAAAAAUGCCCAGUUGCUGAUUUAUUAUGGCUAGAAGAGGUCUCCGUGACUUUGAAAGAGGGGUCUCAAAGGAGCAUGGUUUAAAGUGUGUGUGUGUGUGUGUGUGUGUGUGUGUGUGUGUGUGUGUGUGUGUGUGUGUUUGUCUCAGUUACCAGAUCUCUACCAAAUUGAACACUUAUGGGAGAUUGUGGAGCGAUGCCUGAAACAGCAUUUUCCACCAUCAAUAGAACACCAAAUGAUGGAAUGUCUCGUAGAAGAAUGGUGUUGCACCCCUCCAGUAGAGUUCCAGAAUGGUGUUGCACCCCUCCAGUAGAGUUCCAGAAUGGUGUUGCACCCCUCCAGUAGUGUUCCAGAAUGGUGUUGCACCCCUCCAGUAGAGUUCCAGAAUGGUGUUGCACCCCUCCAGUAGAGUUCCAGAAUGGUGUUGCACCCCUCCAGUAGAGUUCCAGAAUGGUGUUGCACCCCUCCAGUAGUGUUCCAGAAUGGUGUUGCACCCCUCCAGUAGAGUUCCAGAAUGGUGUUGCACCCCUCCAGUAGAGUUCCAGAAUGGUGUUGCACCCCUCCAGUAGAGUUCCAGAAUGGUGUUGCACCCCUCCAGUAGAGUUCCAGAAUGGUGUUGCACCCCUCCAGUAGG